Molecule: messenger RNA, 1664 nt
Organism: Acanthaster planci (crown-of-thorns starfish)
Lineage: Eukaryota; Metazoa; Echinodermata; Asteroidea; Valvatida; Acanthasteridae
Product: putative G protein-coupled receptor 21
Biological process (GO): G protein-coupled receptor signaling pathway
Cellular component (GO): membrane
Molecular function (GO): G protein-coupled receptor activity
Source: RefSeq, a predicted model, not a curated record
AAAGGGUUGCCCGUUCUUGUCAACUAAAUUUGUUAGUGACAAUAGUACUCCCAGAAGCGGGAGAGCUUUUCAUCACCUUUGUAAGAUGGCCAACGGUGGCUUCAGUCGGUACAAAGGCGUUCCGACUUUAGACUUUUUUACAUGACGUCAGUGGCUGCAGGUAUUGGGUGUAUAGAUAUAUUUAUUUCACAGUGUAUUAUGUGUGAAGCUGCAUGUUUGAAUCCCAAAUUGCAAGCAGCCCAUCAAACUGGAAGCCAUUUUCAAAUGUCAAUACGACUUUUACAGAAACCAGCACAAUCAACUGUGGCAUGCAGGUCUUUUAGCGGAAAACAAUUGGUCAAUGUCUUAGACGCAACGAUUCAACGUGUCCUCGUUGACGCCCUUUAAAAGGAUAGGUCGUGUAAACACAUCAAGUUGGUCUUUUGGCUCGUGCGUAGUUAGGUGAGGCAUAGUCGUUCUUAACCUGUUUUUUGUUGCUGGUCUGCGAAGUUCUGACGUGAUCAAUGGCACUUGUUUAUAAAAUGGAAAAUUCUACCGUAGACAACUCAACGUCACUGGAGUUUUGCCUGCAGUCUUUACUAUGCUACUUCGAGCUUGCCAUAAUCGUAGGGGUAACCUGCCUCAUUUUAGUGGGGAACAUCGUAAAUUUGGUCGUUCUGCUGUCCACGAAGUCACUACGGGAUAACGCUCAUGGCUACAUUUUAAUUUCACUCAGUGUGGCGGACUUAGGUGUGGGCCUCGCUGCAGCCAUGUCCAUCUACCCGGCGGCCACUUUUGAUGGGACUCUGGGCGCUUGGCCGUACGGGGACCUGGCCUGUGCUGCGACGGGCCUUGUUGGUCACCUUUUCCUGACCAGAUCCGGUAAUUUUCUGACGAUUCUCAGUGUGGAGCGCUUCCUGGCCAUUGCCCAUCCGCUGAAAUACGCACGGUUCUGGACCAAGAGAGUCUCUCUGUUCACUAUCGGUAGCUCUUGGAUAAUGGAGUUGGCGAUGUUCGUUUUGCUCGCCAUCUUCUUCGGAUAUGAAUACGAUACGCAGUUACGCGCAUGCACCCCUUCUUUUUGGGACAAUUUCACACUCGUUCUGGUACUGACUUCCGUACUUAUCAUGCCUAGCGCCGUCGUCAUUUUGCUGACCUCCUUCGUGGUGAACCGGAAGCUAAAAGAGAGUGCCCGUUUGAGGGCCGAAAUGACACCCAGAUCAGCCCAACGCAGUAAAAACAUCUCGACCACCAUCAAAGCCUUCUGGAUGGUGCGGGUGAUGGCGGUGGGGGCGCUGAUGAGCUGGAUUCCCUAUUUCGUCGCAGGUUCGCUGGACCAGCUGUUUGAAAUCGAACUCCCAAGGCUUAUUUACUUCAUCACAUACUGGCUUCUACUCGCCAACAGCUUCUUCAACUCCAUCAUCUACUUCUUCAUGAACGACACCUUUCAUGAUAGACUCACUGUCUUGGCAAGGUCCGUCAUCCCCGAGUUUUGUAUGAAGCUCAACCGACGCGAGCAGCAGCAAAUAUGUGGGUGUUGUCUCAGAGUCGAAGGAACGGCUUCUCAAGAAGGUGGAUUGGAGACGAGGAACCAAACACAGCCAUACGCCAGUCAGCCUGUGUCAGGUCAUCGUGCAAGUGAAGGCUAAGAGAGGAGAAGUUUUAAUGUUGAAGUUGGCGGGGUG